Molecule: messenger RNA, 1284 nt
Organism: Penicillium verhagenii
Lineage: Eukaryota; Fungi; Ascomycota; Eurotiomycetes; Eurotiales; Aspergillaceae
Exons: 1
Coding region: 1-1284 (427 amino acids)
Source: RefSeq, a predicted model, not a curated record
AUGUCGAGAUCCACAACCAGUACCGCGGUCAAAGGGUCCCUAGUUCUCUUCCUCUUCACCAUUCUGGUUUCCGUGGAACAGACAAAUGCCUUUAAUGGAUUUGAGAUCUUUCCGCGAAGUGAUGCAUGUCCCACUUCAUACGACUCAUGUGGAGGCAACGUUCCCUCAGACUUCUGCUGUCCAUCAACCUCAACCUGUCUCGUUCUCGACAACGACACUACAGCCCUCUGCUGUCCAUCCGGAAGCAGCUGUGACUACAUUUCACCUAUAACCUGCGAUAUCCAAGAGCAGAAUGCCACUGCCUACCCCAAAGCCUCAGUCAAAACGACCCUCCUUGGUGACAGCCUCCCAACAUGCGGCGACGAAUGCUGCCCAUUUGGAUAUACCUGUGAAAACGAUAAUCUCUGCCACAUGACGAACACAACAACGACAAGCACAACCACGGCAUCAAGCACUGCAACCUCAACAACUUCAACCUCCACAUCCGCGUCCGCAUCCGCAUCCGCAUCCGCAUCCACUACCACAGACCUCUCUGCCUCCGGUGCAACCUUCACAGCCGUAUCUUCAGGCUCAUCCGUCUCCGCCGCAUCUCUCAACGCAGACUCCACCUCAUCCUCCAACUCAACAACCGCCACAGCCUGCCCAGCUUUCCCCAGCAAGGCAGUCGUAGCAGGCUUUUUCCCCGGCGUGCUCUUCGGCGCAAUUGCCGCGCUCCUAAUAUCAACCUGCAUCCGACACCGCGCCGAAAAGAAACACUUAGCAGAAAUAGACCAGGACACCAAAGCUUCAGCGCACAACUGGUCCAGCCGCUCCUCAUCUGGCGCCGUGCUCGGGAUCUCAAGCCCCAUAGCCUCAGAAGACGCAUCCUACCGCACAGACUUCCUGCUCCGAAACCCAGAUAGCAAGCGUUCCUCGAUGAGCUCCCGAUCCAUGCGCUCCAUGAUGAACCGUUCUAGCUCUCGGGUCCGAAGUCUAUUUUCGACGGGUAUGCCUGGAAUAGACAAAGAUGUGCCCCCGCUGCCAACGACGGCGACGGAGCUCCCUGUGCAGGAAGCCCCUGUGACCCCGCCCAGGCAGCGUGAGCCCAGUACCGAAAGUAUCAAGGUGUAUUCGCCGCCAGCGGUCUUCAUGCAGUCAAGAAGGUUUCUAGGGCCGGAGCCUUAUCCUAGCCGGAUUGCGAGGCCGUCAACUACGUUUACGGAUUUGGUGCAGGCUGUUGGGUUUAAUCCCGAGACAAAGGGGGAUCAGUCUUUCAAAGUGCAUGAGGUGCGCAAGAUUACUUGA